ACCGGCGACCGAGCGGGCCCGGCCCGCGCGGGGGAGGGUUCAGCGCGGCGGGGCCGCCGAGGAGCUGCCCGCGCCUCCUCCCGCCCCGCAGCGCCCCGCAGCGCCAUGGCCGCCCGCCGCCCGCCGCCGCCAAGUCGCGUCGCGCUUUAUUUUUGGCUCGGGGGCGGCCGGCAGCGCUGAGCAGCGGCGGCUCCGCGGCUCCCGGGCCCUCCCGGCCGCUGCGCUUCGGCCCCGGGCCCGCGGGACAGACCCGCAGCGAGGUGAGAGCGGCGGCGCGGGAAGGGGCCGGGGAGCCCGUGGGGUCGGAGCUGCCCCGGAACGCCUGCUUUCGCCCCUUUCCAGCAGCAGAGGAGCCCGAAGUGCCACCAGGCAGGAGCCAGAGAUGACCAAGGAAGAAGACCUACCAGACUGGAACUCAUCCAAGGAGUUUUAUGAAAAAUAUGAGCCGAAGGAGGUUUUGGGCAGGGGGGUGAGCAGCGUCGUCCGUCGCUGCAUCCACAAGGCCACCCGGCAGGAAUACGCCGUGAAGAUCAUCGACAUCACGGCGGGAAACAUCUCCCCCCGGGAGGUGCAGGAGCUGCGAGAAGCCACCGCCAAGGAGAUCGACAUUCUCCGGAAAGUCUCGGGCCACCCCAACGUCAUCCAGCUGAAGGACAGCUAUGAAUCCAGCACCUUCUUCUUCUUGGUGUUUGACCUGAUGAAGAGAGGGGAGCUCUUCGACUACCUCACCGAGAAAGUCACCUUGAGCGAGAAGGAAACUAGGAAGAUCAUGCGGGCGCUGCUGGAAGUGAUCCAGUACCUCCACUCCAUCAACAUCGUCCACCGGGACCUGAAGCCGGAGAACAUCCUCCUGGAUGACAACAUGAACAUCAAGCUGACAGACUUCGGGUUCUCCUGCCAGCUGCGUGAGAACGAGAUGCUCAAAGAGAUCUGUGGCACCCCUGGCUACCUGGCCCCCGAGAUCCUCCAGUGCUCCAUGGAUGAUGAGCACCAAGGCUACGGGAAGGAGGUCGAUAUGUGGAGCACUGGGGUGAUCAUGUACACCUUGCUGGCCGGCUCACCGCCCUUCUGGCACCGCAAGCAGAUGCUGAUGCUGCGGAUGAUCAUGAACGGGGAUUACCAGUUCAGCUCCCCGGAGUGGGACGACCGCUCCGACACCGUCAAGGACCUGAUCUCCCGGUUCCUGGUGGUGGACCCACGGCAGCGGUACACGGCCAGCGAGGCGCUGGCCCACCCCUUCUUCCAGCAGUACGACGUGGAGGAGGUUCGGCACUUCAGCCCCUUCCGGAAGUUCAAGGUGAUCUGCCUGACCGUCCUGGCCUCGGUGCGGAUCUACUACCAGUACCGGCUGGUGAAGGCGGUGACGCGGGAGCUGGUGGUGCGGGACCCCUACGCGCUGAAGCCGGUGCGCAAGCUGAUCGACGCCUGCGCCUUCCGCACAUACCGGCACUGGGUGAAGAAGGGGGAGGCCCAGAACAGAGCUGCCCUCUUUGAGAACACCUGCAAGGCCAUUCUGCUGACCCUGGCAGCCGAGGAAGGGCUGUUCUGAUCGCCGCCACCUAAGCUGGGAGUUUAGGCAAGUAAAAUCUUUGAGAACCAACCCAAAAA
This is a messenger RNA of Apus apus (common swift), 1608 nucleotides long. It is a transcript of the gene PHKG1, whose product is annotated as phosphorylase kinase catalytic subunit gamma 1. Gene Ontology annotation, cellular component: phosphorylase kinase complex. The transcript is spliced from 10 exons. Gene Ontology annotation, biological process: glycogen biosynthetic process; protein phosphorylation. Gene Ontology annotation, molecular function: calmodulin binding; phosphorylase kinase activity; ATP binding. The coding region runs from base 383 to 1549 and encodes 388 amino acids. The record is from RefSeq and is a predicted model, not a curated record. NCBI's taxonomy places the organism in Eukaryota, Metazoa, Chordata, Aves, Apodiformes, Apodidae.